CAAAAUUUUCAAACGGGAUUGAAUAAUAUUCGCUGAUAUUUUUGUUUGAGAAUUUCCCACCGGAAAACAGUGAAAAUAUGACGAUAAGUGCUUUGCAGCACUUUCCCGACGUGUGUCGGCUAUGUUUGCAUCACAAACCGGCACCGGAGAUGGUUCCGCUCGGCAGUACCCCGCCGGAGUACGAUGCACAGCUCGUUGAUCUGCUGGAGGAUUUCUGCGCCCCCACACCGAAGGAUCUCAACGCGCAACUUCCGUCUGCCCUAUGCGAGCAAUGCCAACAGGAAUUCAUGGCGGCAUAUAAAUUCAAGCGAAAAAUGGCUUUCUUGCUAGAUUUCCAGAUCGCUUUUGUCAAACUGAAACAGAGUGAUCCCAAUCCCUUGCGGCAGCUGUUUGAUGAGUCUCAUGAUUACAUGAACUUGCAAUUUCAAGAACUGAGUCUCAUAGAACCGGAACAUACUCUUUGUUGGGAUGAUUUAGAGUGCACCGAAGCCGAGGCGAAAGAAGUCAAUCCGGAAACCGUUGGAAAUGUCGAGGUUAUAAUGAACGACGAAACUGAUGAAACAGAACCGCACGUUUUUCAUAUUGAGUUACUAGAAGACAGCAGUAGCGAGUGUUUAUCGGAUAACUCUGCCAACAUCGAGGUGGAGUAUCUAGAAUUUGAGCAAGAAGCAGAAGAUCAGACUAUGAUCGUUGAAGAACCGGAAAGCAGUCCGGGGGAACGGCGGUCUCCUGCAUCGAAAGUGAAAUAUGAGAAACCUCUGAGCUGUGACAAAUGUCGGUUUUCGACUUACUACAAAGAUACAUUUGAAUAUCACAAGCAGAAGCAUGUGGAGCAGGAAACGCAAACCGAGUGGAAAUGUGGAAUCAAUGAUUGCGAGGAACAGUUUGAUUGGAAAGAUCUUCUGGUACGACACAAGAGAGAAGUCCAUCAGUGCUGUGUUUGUGACAUUUGCGGAGUAGUGCUGAAGAAUAAGUAUUCUUUGGAUGUACACGUUCGGAGACAUAAAGGCGAGACACGGUUCACUUGCAAGUACUGCCCUUCCACGUUCUAUACGGCUCAAGAGCACAAGUUACAUCUAGGGUUGGUUCAUGUUACGAGCGAAAGAGUCAAAUGUGGAAUCUGUGGUCUAGAAUUUAAGAAUGCCACUUGCCUAAAGCGACAUCUGAAGUCUCAUUCCGAGAUUCGAAGUUACCAGUGCCCUUUUUGCGAAAAGGCAUUCAAAACCACAAUGCAUUUGCACCGACAUAAGGAAACGAUUCACCUGAAAGUUCGAUUCAACUGUGACUACUGCGACACAUCCUAUGGGCGAAAAGACAAGCUCCGGAUGCACAUAGAACGAGUUCACAACAUCCAAACGUAUUUCCUGUGUGACAUAUGUCUGAAAUCGUUCUCCACCGAGGAUCAGCGCCAAGAACACAUGGGCCACCAUGCUAAUCCCAAACCGCUGGAGUGUGCCAUCUGCUUGGUGGCUUUUCUAACUCAGGACGAAUUCGAUAAGCAUCUUUGCAUUUCCUACCGGAAGGAUUACGUUUGCUGUGAGCGAGAUUUCAAAUUCCACUCUUUCUACAACAAACACACGUUUCUGGUGCACGGUCUGAGAACAAAUGCCCGCGUUAAACCGGCAGUCAAUAAGUUGAUAGCAAAUGUGCGUGCAGAGCGGAAACAAGAAGAGCGUUGUGCUAAAUGUGAACGAACUUUUACAACCAGAAAGCAGAAAAAUGCUCAUAGGAAGGUUUGCCGCGGGAAGCAGUGAGAAGACCAAUCAAUUGAAAGGAU
Molecule: messenger RNA, 1777 nt
Organism: Ochlerotatus camptorhynchus
Lineage: Eukaryota; Metazoa; Arthropoda; Insecta; Diptera; Culicidae
Product: zinc finger protein 62-like
Exons: 5
Coding region: 78-1754 (558 amino acids)
Biological process (GO): regulation of transcription by RNA polymerase II
Cellular component (GO): nucleus
Molecular function (GO): RNA polymerase II transcription regulatory region sequence-specific DNA binding; DNA-binding transcription factor activity, RNA polymerase II-specific; zinc ion binding
Source: RefSeq, a predicted model, not a curated record